AAAUUCCAGGCCACCUAUCAGUUUGAUAUCAACCAAAUCGUGUUCACAGAAAGACAAUGAAUGAAUAAAAUGAGUCUGGAAGGUGCCAAUUGCAGGCUUUGUUUAGAGGUGAUCAGCCUAACACAUGCCUGGUGCUUUGAUCCUUACACCACUGUUCUCAGAAGCUUUGGGGUAAACAUUGGUCCACUACAAAGAGGAUUUUUUAAAUCGUCUUGCAUGGUCUAUCAAUUAUUAUUAUAUACACAAACAAACCAAUAUAUAUUAGGGUCAAAUUCAAAAGCUAAUCUGUAGUGUAUUACUCAAUCGUUUAAAGGUCUAUUUUGGUGCGGAGUUGUUGCGAUUGUUUCGUUUCUUUAUUUAUGCAAGUUUACGAAUUUGAGCCUGGAAACUACAAUGAUUCAGUCAUUACGUAUUUAAUUUAGUACAAUUGAAUGUACAUGUAUUACAUGUAACCAAGCUGUGUAAUAUAAUUAGCUGUUGGGAUCUAAAUUUUACUGGAAACACUUGGGGACAAAGUGGAAAGAUAUUUAUAUAGGAAUUACCAAGUACAUGUAUAAUAUAUGUGUGUUUGAACGGAAUUUGAGAGAUGAUUUAAAUUGAUGACUUAUGUAAAUCAUGAAGAAGCCAAUCAGUCCAGGUAACACCAAGAAGUUCUUGUACACGGGGGCCAAGAAGGAUGACCCCGGGGAGGAUCAGUGGAUAUUUUCCCCUCGCAAGGAGACCAACCCUGUCUCUGGUUCCAAGUUUGAUAUGGAUGAUGUCUGGAGUAUAAAGAAGAAUGUGUCGGCUAGUGGGGGCCUGAUGAAUCCGAGUGAUGGCCUGAACCUUAAGGCAAACUCCACGUACUACUCCAGAUACGGGGGCAUUAAAGAUAAGAAUGACUCCAGAUUUGGAACACCCAGUUCUAACAAGAGCAGCAAUGCUCAGGGUACUUCAUCCACCUGGAAUUCCAACUACACAUCUAAAGGUUUCAGCUACGGCAUGAACAGUAAAGACCCGACCCCUCAGCCCACACCCCGCACCGGACGAAACAAUAACGCUACAUUCAACGACUCAUCCCUAUGGUGACAAAAAUAUGCUGACAAAGGGGGAUGCAACUCCUGUCAACUCGCAUUUAACAUAAUUGAAAAAGUGCUGAAAAAAAAUUUGUUUCAAAUUUUUUAUUUAUAAAAAUCGAAUAUUUUAAUUAAUCUUUUUUUAGGUGGGUUGGGAAUGUUUGGGUAACGGAAAAUUUUAUUUUUGAAAUUCAUCCACAGAAUUGAAGAGAAAAUAUUUUUCCAUCAAAAUUGGAAAAUGUAAAAUUUCAUUGCUAACUCUUAUUUGUCUCGCAAUGGAAUAUAUAUGAACACAUUCAUGAAUAUGCAUAAUUAUCAGAGUUUUAUUUUUCGUUCCUCUUUUUAAUAUGACAACAUUAAGAGCUCAAUAGAGAGACCUCAAAGUUUUUUUGUAAAUGGGAUGGAAUUUCCUUGCACACUUUUUUUCUAACUGAGAGAUGAAUAAUCAGGUUUAGAUUGUUCAUAUGAAAUACAUGUACUGUUCAUGGAAGUUGUCACAUUGUAAGUUUCUUUAACUGGUUCAAUCUAAAAGUCAUCUUUGCCGCAAUUUGUUCAUGUAACAGUGCUGAAGCUAUGUUCAUGAAAUACAGUGACCUUUUUUUGAAAGAUGAUGAAAAGAUGAUGUAGAUGAUCUGCUUAUAAAUAAUUUGAAUUUUUUUCACAUUUAAUAAUGAAAAUUAAUCCAAAGGACUAUAUAUGAUAAGGGCCUAAAAUGGCCCCCUAAAAUGAACAUUAUCAUUUUACUAUCAUUCUUUGUUUUCUUAGUACAGAUAUGUAUGUGAUGUGUUUACAUAAUAUUCAUUUUGGUUCAAGUGCCCACAAUUUAGAAAUAUGACAUUGUAAAGACAACCUUUUCCCGCCAUUUUUGCAUUUUUAGCGUAAAUCAGCUUGUUUUCAAUCAGUUUUUCCUUCCGAAAACAUAGAGCGCAUUCUUGAACAAAUAAAAUAUUUUAAUCAGAGAUGUAUCUAGCCAAGACUAAUAAGUGACAAAAAAAUUUUCCUUGUUCAAGCAUGCGCUCUAUAUUUCCCAUUCGUAAAUAGAUAAGAAAAAUGUCAAUUUUUGGCUGAUUUUGAUUGAAUUAUAGCAAUGGCGUCACUUCUGACGUCAUAUACUGCCAGUGGGUGCAAGUAAAUCAAAUAAAUAGAUGAAAAAUAUAUUUUAUAUCAAAUCUUCUAAAAAAUCAGUUAACAUUUUAUUGUACCCGAAACACUUAAAAAAUGGCGAAUUAUGGGGGCCAAAUUUAACUCUUAUCAUAUAUAGUUCUUUGUUAAGAACCAACAUGCAAUGAUAUGUAAUUUAGGUUUUUGAUAUUUUGGGCACCGUUGUAUUCUGCCAUGCUUUAAAUUGACUAGAAUACCAGUCAUAUAAAGGAUUUAUAUGUGAAUGAAAUGCAUUACAGUACAUGUACUGCUAGCAUUUGGUUCAUUGAUGAUGAGUAUUGGUGAUUUGAUAACUUGUAAAUAUGUAUGUGGUCAUGUGACCAAAACAACGAAAAAUUUAAACUUACCAUGGCUAUAAUUAUUACAAUCCAAUGUAUAAUAUCAUUGAUUAUUACAGUCCUAUGUGUUAUGGCAUUUGUAUUACAGUUCAAUCUGUAAUAACACUGAUUAUUACAGUCUUGUGAGUAAUAACAUUGGUUAUUACAGUCAGAUAUGUAAUAACAUUGAUUAUUACAGACUGAUAUGUAUUACAAUUGAAUAAUACAGUCAAGUUUGUAAUGACAUUGAUUAUUACAUACUGAUUUGUAAUCAGAUUGUAUAUUACAGUCCAGUGUGUAAUAGCAUUGAUUGUUUCAUUGUAUAACUUCACCAGUAUGUGCCUUGAUACUGAAGUUCAUUUUUUUUUCUUGAUCAUGUAUAUGAUAUGGCAGAUAUGUUGGAGGAUUUGAGAAUUUGAUUAACAAAGCAUGAAAAUCUAGACAGUGCCAAAUGAUUGCUCUUGUUAAUGGUUGAAUAAUUAUAGUGGUUGUGUUUUAAUUAUUUUUUUUUUAUAGUACACUAUUUUAUAUAUUUAGAAAAAAACUAUGUUUAAUAAACUAGAUGUAUUUCAGUAAGAUUACAUGCCAGAAAUAACCUUGGUAUUUUUUAAAGCAGUUUAUAUUUUCUAGAUAAAGACCAUGCAUGCCUUCAACUUUUUCUUCAUACUGAUCUGCAAGAAGUGUUUUUAAAAUGAUUAUAUCACUAUUACAUGUAUUA
This is a messenger RNA of Magallana angulata, 3251 nucleotides long. RefSeq lists its product as uncharacterized. NCBI's taxonomy places the organism in Eukaryota, Metazoa, Mollusca, Bivalvia, Ostreida, Ostreidae. The coding region runs from base 616 to 1068 and encodes 150 amino acids. The record is from RefSeq and is a predicted model, not a curated record. The transcript is spliced from 5 exons.